CUGUUCACAGUGUGAGAAAGAGACUUUUAAUAUUUGUCGUUGCCUGGAUUGUGGAGCAGAAUUGUUCUGUGAGGACUGUGCAAAGAUUGUACACGAAAAGCAUGCUCCAUGUAUCUACAUGUUCCAGAAGUUUGGAGUGGAUACAUGUUUGAAAGAAUGAAUCUUUUAGUCUCUCUGGAAAGCCAGUUUCAUGUUGAUUGCGCUACAAGGUACUACAGGUCUGUUGUGGUUGUAGAUGAUAAAGGGAGACAACACAAAGUGUCAAUGGAAUUUUGUCAAUGUGAGGAAGAAUCGGUGACAAUUAUUCGUCAUUGUAUGUGGCCUUCUUCUCCUAAAAAGCCACAAGCAGCCUACUCUUUUCAUUUCAUGGAGAUGAUGCAAUCAUUGAUGUUGGAGAGCCAUGUGUCAAUAAAGUCAUACCUUGAAGCAUACAGAAAUAUGCACUUGAUUCAAAAUGAUGUUGAGAUGAGAAAUUUAUAUAAGAUGGCUGUGAAUGGGAGCUUCAUGGAAUAUUGUAAGUUUGUUCGUGAACAAAACUCCUUGCCUUCAGUUGACAGUGGUAAUGGCAAUGACUGGAACAAGUGCUGGGCAUGCUCAAAGCGAGGAGGGUCAGUCACAGUUGCCGUUGAUGCAAACUUUGGCUUAGUCCAUAAGAAGAGCUCUGGUGGGUCCAAUCCUGUUUGUACAGAAUUUUUUAUCCACGAUGAGCAAGUAAUGAACUUCUUGGAAGGCUACAAUGAUAGAAAUAUAUCUUUGGAACAGGCAUGCAGCUCAUUCAAAGCUGGAGAUCAUGUAAGAUCAAAGGUUGCAACAACAAAAUUAGACUGCACUGGGCUUUUUGGUGCCUCAUGCAAGCAUGAGUUUCCUUUGAAAUUCCUAAGUAUGAAUACUGGAGAAAGGCUAGGUUAUUCUGUCAUGGUUUUAGAGGCCCUUGUAGAAGAAUGCAAGCCAAGAGGACAAAAAAUAUACUAUCUUUAUGAUAUAGCUUGCAAGCUAAAGAGCCAUCUAAAGAAGCUGGACCGACAAAAAGAAAUCCAAAGUGUAACUUUUGGUAUACCUGUCUUCCACUGCUAUGGUCAUGUUGGCUCUUGUCAGAUUGAAUACAAUCCACGCCUAAUUGACGAUAUUGGGUUGGUAGAUGGCGAGUGGAUGGAGCGUCUUUGGUCAUAUCUACGGCCAUUUUCAAGAAUAACGAAGGAGACUACUCUUGAAAAUCGUGCUUUCAUACCAUCCGAUGCCCUAACGUACUUUGGUAGAAAGAAAAUGCUGAAAAUUGACGAAACGCUUAUUACGAGUUUAAAAAGGGCACAAAACAUCGAAUCUUUGGCUAGAGAAAAGUUUGCCUCAUUAGUCUCUCAAACAAAAGGUAUUGUAUCGGCUGAAAGGGUAGAAGAGUGGCGUUGCCAAGAAUUGGCAAGUCUUCAGCAAAAAGAGGUGGCUUCAAACUUGAGAGAAAAAGAAGGAGAUUGGAAAAAUACGUACGUAAAAGACCUGCAAGAUCUAGCUAAAGCCAGAGAUGAUCAAAAAUCAGAAGCUGAUCCUAGGGAGUUGGAACGCUUAACUAAAAAGGAAAGCCUGAUUGAGGGAAAGUUAAAAAAGAUGGAGGAAACUCACAAAAUUAAGAAAAGAUGGGGCACAACUGGCGAAAAUUUCAUCCGCAUUUCAACCAUGCUCAAUCGAAGAAAACAAGCUGAAAUUUUAAGAACAGCCCAUAAAUGUGCCGUUGAAUGCAGCUGGCUGCUUUUGCUAAAGAAAAGAUACUUCGAUGGCCAGAAAGUUGCCAAGAGGCUAACACGAAGUGUCAACAAUGUUUCAGGAAGGAUAAGAGUGGCGGUGAAAGAAUAUAAUGAGAUAGCAGGCUCUUUGAAUUCGAGUUCUAUCGAAUUCUACGAGGCUUGUAAGGUCGAUUUUCACAUUUACAAACACCUCGAUAAUUCAUAUCAGCAUAUUGGAGCCGUCGAACCAGCAAUAAUUCGACAAGCUAUUGAUACCCACAGCCUAUACAAAAGGGCAGUGGAGGAACAAAAAAUUGUCAAAGAAGAAAUGGUAUCUGUCAUCAGACAUUUACUUGAUUUGGUAGCUGGUCUUGACCAGCUCAAAUCAAAUCUCAAGGACGACAGCGAUUCCAUUUAUUCAAGGGGUCUUCACGCCAUCGUCUGUCGAAAACGGGUAGUAUUGCAACAACGAGUUGAAGGAUUCAGAAAUGUUUUCUACCCGUACGUCCCUGAUUUGCUUCAAGAACCACAGCUGGCUGUAGACUCAACAACUGAAUGCUCAACAAUUGAAUCUUCUAACGAAGACCUUGAUUCUGAUGAUGCAGUAAUCUACCAAAUUGCCCUACAAGCCUACAACGCUGAAGAAGAUUCAUGGGAUGAAUACUUGGAUUGUGAUGACGAUGACUAA
Messenger RNA from Rhopilema esculentum, 2403 nucleotides. Lineage: Eukaryota; Metazoa; Cnidaria; Scyphozoa; Rhizostomeae; Rhizostomatidae. The record is from RefSeq and is a predicted model, not a curated record.